GCUGUGAGUGGAGGUUGGUGACAAAAGUCGAUGCCUGACACCUGUUGCCUUCGAUUCCAGCAGUUAAUCAGUUAGCUAUUCAAUAUAUACAAAAGAAAGUUACUAACAUUUUCUUAACGAAAAUGAAAGAAAUGGAGAUAUCGAUGUAUCAUUUGUGUUCAAAUUCUGAGCAUCAAAUUUCCACCUGAUGGCUGAUCAAUGUGUUGAAAACGGAAAUGUGUUGAGAAUUUUUUAAAGUGCAACAUAUUUAUAGUUUGUUUCUGCAUUCGAGACAGAAAUGCAAGAUAGCUCCUUUAAUUAUCUGUUAUUUUUUAUUUGCCUGAAAAGUUGGAGCAGCUUUCAAAGCUCAAGUCUGAAUUUUUCGUUUGCUGAUUAAAUGAACUGUUUUUCCUCUUGCGCUAAGAUGACGUUCCCUGUGGACGCCAGCGAGCAGAGAAGAGCAAAUAAAAGGUGUACGCAUCCUCUUAUUCUCGUACUGCUGCUCCUACUAUGCAGUGUAGCCGUGGUCAGCUCACGGUACAAACAAAGGGUAUCCAGGGUUCAUGAUAAUCUUGUGACUGAAUCUGAUAACAUCUUGCAUGGUGUUGUUUUGAACCAACGUGCCAGUACGUCCAAAGAAGCGGUUUCUCUUCGUCGACAUGUUUUAGGUACUACCAAAGAACUAGAAGAUUUUGAUAUUGCUCCGUCAGAUAGAGAAGCAAGAUUGCGCUCCAAGGAGUUAAUGGUUGCAAUUCCUACGAGUGGUAACCUAAGUGCACAAUCAACAUUUAGAAAAGAAAGUAGCGAAGACACGAAGCUUUUACACCGUUGGGAGGAUGGAAGGGGUGCGUACUCUGAACAUAAUAGUGCCAGCAAUUUUAGAGAUAACUUAAUUUAUCACGGCUUGCCAGCUCCACCUGGCGCUGCUGUCGUAUUGUCACCCAGUACUCGUCCAGCUUCUUCGCAAAGAACGAAAAUCCUGCAAAUUAGAGAGUUGGAUGUACGAAAACAGCAAAGUAAUAACCACAAUAUUUCUGAGUCGAGAUCCAAAUUUUCAUCUACUCAUUCGUUCGAUAACUUUGAAGAAGAGAAAUUUACCAGUGACUCCGAUAGCAUAGGCGAAGAGGAUGAAAAUUGGGACAGCCUACUCACUGGAGGACAGGAGAUCGUUGUUUCAGAGUCCAUUCCAAUUAAAGGUCGUAAGCUGCUCUGGUCUCAGGGACCCUCGGAGCGAAAGCGUUCCCGUCGCUCAUCAAGUAGCCAGACCUCCUCCUCAGGGUCACCGCAAUGUGCCAACGCCAGCGAUCAUGGCACCCCUUCGGUGCACGUAGCCAGCAUCCGCUGGGACGAGAUAGGCGUCUAUUUCACCAUCACCGCCUUCGUCAUCUUCGCGGGGCUCGGCAAACUCGUGUUCCACAAGAUGCACUGGCUGUCCAGUCGGGUGCCGGAGUCGUGUCUGCUCAUCGUGCUGGGGGUUCUCAUGGGAGGGAUAGUUUUCCUCGCAAAGAGUUCAUCCUCAACUCCUUCUUGCCCCAACAUCGUCGAGUUCCCCAAGUUCACCAGCGAGGCAUUUUUCCUCGUGCUUCUGCCUCCCAUCAUCCUGGAGUCAGCGUACAGCCUCCACGACCGCUCCUUCAUAGACAACCUGGGCACCGUGCUUGUCUUUGCCAUUUUCGGAACUUUAUUGAACAUCUUCAUCAUAGGACCGUCCCUGUACGGGCUGGCCGUUGGGGGCGCCAUGGGCAGUAUCAACAUCACGAUGACAGAGACGCUGGUGUUCUCGUCGCUGAUCAGCGCCGUGGACCCCGUGGCGGUGCUGAGCAUCUUCCAGGAGCUCGGCGUCAACAAGGGACUUUACUUCCUCGUCUUCGGCGAGAGUUUGCUCAAUGACGGCGUCACGGUCGUCGUGUACAACAUGCUUGCUGUCUUCAUGGAUAUGGACAAAGUGGUGGCGAAGGAUUAUGUUCUCUCGGUGGUGGCCUUCUUCGUGGUGUCGCUGGGUGGUGCGAUCAUAGGAGUGCUCUACGGCUUCAUCACGGCCCUCGUCACGCGCAUCACCACCAACGUUAGAGUGGUGGAGCCCCUGGCGCUGCUGGGCUUCGCUUACCUCGCCUACCUCAGCGCUGAGAUGUUCCAUUUCUCCGGCAUCAUCGGGCUGAUAACGUGCGGGCUCGUCCAGGCGCAGUACUCCUUCCAGAACAUCUCUGCCAAGUCCUACACUUGCGUCAAGUACUUCACCAAGAUGGCCAGGUACUACCACUUCCUUACACUAUUUCAUGAAUUAUUUUACUAUAUCUUCGAGAAAUAUAUAAUAGUGACGCUGUUGCUGUCGGCGAUCGUGAACCGCUACCGUAUCCGCACCAUCGGCAUGUCGGAGCAGCUAAUCGUGGCGUACGGAGGGCUACGGGGGGCAGUCGCGUUCUCCCUCGUCACGAUGUUGAGUGACGAGAUGAUUCUAAAGCAUCAGUUCGAAACCACCACUCUCGUGGUCAUCCUCUUCACGGUCUUCGUUCAGGGCAUCACGAUGCGUCCGCUGGUGCAGUGGCUCAACGUCAAGAAGCACAGCUCAGACCGGCCGCUGCUCUUCGAGGAGGUCUACGUCAGCGUCGUAGACCACAUGAUGGCCGGCAUCGAGGAGGUCCUCGGCGAACACGGCGACUUCUACAUCAGGGUGCAGAUGAGGCUUAUCAACGAGAAGUACUUGAAGCGGUGGCUGGUGCGUCCGUCAUGCGAGGCACCGCUCAAGCGACUCUUUGAGAAGAUUGCCAUCACAGAGCACUUCGCACACCUGUACGGCCCAGCUGAGCUCAUCCAGCAGCACAACAUGCAGAUGUUCUCCAGCAAAAUGAAGCUCGUCGAGAACUCCAGCAACAGAGCUUCCGUGCAAAUCCUCACGACCGAGGGCCUCGACAGUGACGACGUCGAGUCCUUCAAGCUGCCGCAGCGCGAUCACUCGGGCUCUGCAAUACAUCGCAAGAACUCGUCGGUUAGCGUACUAACGGGCGAGGGAGAGGGCGGCGGCCUGAGGGUAGUUUCCCCUCUCUCCUCCACGGUGGACCUCAGCCCCGGCCGCGUGCAGGAGGACGCCAAACUCCUCAGGAGGGCCAUCAGCAGCAACCCCUACAACCAGCUUCACUAUACACACAAUCGCAAUUUAGUAAACGAAGACAAUCAAGAGCUUCAUCAUCAUCUUUUGCGUCGUCAAGCCACAGCGCGACGCAUGACGAGACUCGCGUCGAUGUCCUUCUCUCGUCGGCCCUCAGCUCUGGACGACGAGUUCCCUCUGCCUCCGUUGAACCCCUCCGCUCCUCCGCCGACCUCAUGGUUCUCUCCAGAAUACAUCAGGCAGUCGAGUCUGGUGCCCUCGAUCAGUCAGGGCGUGUCCAGCAGUCGCAAUUCUCUCGCCCCGGAAGACAGCGCACCGCUGCGUCGUCACGAGCUGCACAAGAGCAAGUCCUCCAAGAGCCGUCAUCAUCGUCAUCAGAAAGCCCCUCCCACAUCCCGCAUAACCUCGCUGCCUGGGGAGAUGAAUCCUCUUACUGAAGACGAAAUAGCGACCAUACCAGGCAGUGACGAGGUGGUGGAGCUUCUACAGAGGACGAGUGCCCUUAUAGAGCACGCGCGCCGUCGCUCUGUCUGGCGCCGCGCCAUGCUCAGAAAUCGCCUCGAAAAAGGCGCGUCGCAAGGUGAUGCCUCCGCCAGGAACUCCCGUUACUAUGACGCUCGAUCAAAUCCUUCUGAAGAGGAACACAGCAGGUCUGGUGAAGGGCAAAGCGGACCAAACCACAGUGGUGAUGGACCCGAAGCUGCUCAAGGAUACAUAGCCAUCGGGAUGCACUCUGAGGAUUCGGGGGGAAAGAUGACUGGAUCUUUGGACCCGUGUAAUGAGAAACUUGCAGAUCCACUGAUGGACCCUCCUCCUGGGCUUCCGAGCGGCGAAACAUUUCCUUUGAGGACUUUGGAGUCUCGUCAGCCAUCGGAUGACGAUCCUCUUCUGCCUGAUGUAGAGGACCUGGAUGCGGAGAAAUGCUGAUCACUUCACUCGGUUUAGCUAGAAAUGUUAUCCUGUUUUUUAUUCACGUUCUAAGGUAAUGUAAAUAUUUUACGCCGCAACAUUACUUUAAAUAAAUGUGGGCGGCAGCAUGAAAUCGAUGCUGUGAGACCCAGUGAUCCUGUUCUUUUGUAUUAAAGCGUAAACUUAUUCAAGGUACUGGAAUGUCAUCGGGAUUUACGACUCUUCCAUUUAGAGACGAUUGGCCGAUUUAAGGGCCUUGAUAAAGAGGAAAAGUUUUUUAAAGACGAUUCACCAUGUGCGGACAUUUUAUACAGUUUUUAUGACAUUUUAAGUUUUUCGCUGUUCUUAAUAUCUCCCAAAGGUAACCUUGUGUAAUCAAUGGUUACCAAGUUAUGCCAAAUAUUGCAUAAAUAUCAAUCUUGAAAGCUUGCUUGCUGGAAAGCUAAACAUACGACAUUGAAGAGUCGAGGAAAAUUUUUGUUGCAUCAUUACUAAGCAGUUGCCGAAACUUGAAAACUUUUUGCACGCUAUUUUUCUAAUGCUUGGCUUAGUUGUAGUUAAGUAGAAUUAUUUCAUUCCAGUAGCUCACACUCACCUCAAGUUUUGAAAUUCCUUAAUUAUUUCCUUCUUAAUCACUUUUUGCUCGCAAGAAAUCGCAUAACGCAACUGAAACUUUUUGCUGACGCAACGAACGUUGACGCAAGAAUUUACGUCAACCUCGCCUCGUAGUAGAGAAGGCUAGUUUAAACUUGCAUGCGUGUACUUUGAUGACCACGAAGGUGCGCGUCUGGUACACGACGACGAGGUUUACAAAAAAUUCAUUCUACGAGGAUUUAUUCGGAAAAACAUUGCAAACGUGGAAUUAAAUAUUUAAUGCAUUGAUUGAAAUUAUCUGAUACACUAUUUUCUGCAGAAGUUCAUUUAGUUCAUUCAGUUCAGUUCAUCAAUGUUCGAUGUCAAUGCAUCAUGUUUUAUCUACAUUUGAAAACCAAAAAGGCGGUUGUGUGUCAUGCCCAAGUAUUUUGACUACAACGUUCCGCAGGUCUCUUUAUUUCUUACUUAAUUGAGUCAAUGCUCGUGAGCCUCGAUUUUUAAUUUAAGAAUGGGUGCGAUUUAAGAUUUUUUAUACCCCUCUUCUAGGAGUUAUAGCUGACGUUGUUUAUUCGUGUCCAGUGAGUGUAAUAUUGUUCUUUUUUGUUGUAUUUUGAAUUUUGUUCUUUCUCAUCCAUGUCGUUCUCUCCGACAGCGCUGGAUAAUGGCUGCUCAGAAAUUAGUGUUCCUAAGUUCCAAUUUAUAUUCGACGAUUGUUUACUCAUGGCUCACGCAGCAUUGCUAACUCAUGGUCGCUGGCUAAUAAAAAAUACUCAAGUACGGUCCAAACAACGCUACUAUUAUAGACAAAACGUAAAUUUCCCAUUGGCAACCUUCAGUAUCAAAGCGUAGUUUAUAUGACGUUAAACGUAAAAAGAAACUGUAAGACCCUGCAAAUUUCGUGACUCAGAUUCUUCUUGAGAUUUGUUAAAUAGCGUCAAAGAAAUUAAUUCAUUCUGAAUCAGUUUGGAAAAUGGAACUGUAUAUGUUUUCAUUGGUUGUUAAUAUGAUAGCAUCGUUAGAGCUGUGAUGGAAUUCAUGGUUCAAUAUUAUCCUGUAUGAACAAAAUGAAUUUUGUUUAGUCUGAUGUUUGUAAAGUCAAUGGUUGAGAGAAUAAAUGAUCUAUUUUUCAAUUCA
This is a messenger RNA of Hyalella azteca, 5722 nucleotides long. RefSeq lists its product as uncharacterized. Gene Ontology annotation, molecular function: sodium:proton antiporter activity. Bases 377 to 4012 code for a protein of 1211 amino acids. Gene Ontology annotation, cellular component: membrane. The transcript has 23 exons. Gene Ontology annotation, biological process: sodium ion transport; proton transmembrane transport; regulation of pH. The record is from RefSeq and is a predicted model, not a curated record. NCBI's taxonomy places the organism in Eukaryota, Metazoa, Arthropoda, Malacostraca, Amphipoda, Hyalellidae.